Messenger RNA from Necator americanus (New World hookworm), 657 nucleotides. RefSeq lists its product as uncharacterized. Bases 1 to 657 code for a protein of 218 amino acids. The transcript has 5 exons. The record is from RefSeq and is a predicted model, not a curated record. Lineage: Eukaryota; Metazoa; Nematoda; Chromadorea; Rhabditida; Ancylostomatidae.
AUGACAAGGAACAUCUACUCUUUCGAACAACUUAUUACUCGAACGUCUGCGGAUGAGAAGAUGUGGUCCAACGCCAGCUUUGACAAUCUCGUCGCUCACGUUCCGACAUCAGGCUACGAAGAAGAAGAAGGGAGUAGAGGGUGCCGUGCUGAAAAUGACCACUUCAUCCUCAAAACUCUAGAGCCGAUAAGUCAGCGUGGAGCUGCGCGAGCAGCAGGGAACCAGGAACUCACGUCCGAGCUCGCAAGGCUUUGCAGAAAGGCGAUAAAAGAAGACCUCAAAGAGAGAAGAGCAGAAGUGUUGGCUGAAGCUGGAGAGGCGGGAAAGAGCAUUCGCUACACCCUUCGAAAAUUCGCCAAUCGAAAGAGGAGGAUGAGGGCCUUUAACUCAGUUGAGACAGUCAUGGAAGCGUUGGAAGCCUUGGACAACCAGGGUGUUCCUACUCAGUACAUAAAGGGAGAAGAGGUAACACAAAUGCUUUCUUUUUUCAUCACCGUGCAUCCAGCUAGGAAAUGCAAACAAGGUGAUCGUGAACAAGAUGACUUUGAUACUUCGAUUUAUGCAAAAAUCGCACUCGACCUGCAGAGUGACAUGGUCUCCAACCAAUAUCAGAUCAUUGCAACAGCAAAGAUCGCAAACUUUGACCUGAUUGCGUAA